Messenger RNA from Leptosomus discolor (cuckoo roller), 1185 nucleotides. Lineage: Eukaryota; Metazoa; Chordata; Aves; Leptosomiformes; Leptosomidae. The record is from RefSeq and is a predicted model, not a curated record.
GUGGAAAAACUCCUAAGAGCAGUUGCUGAUGGAGAUCUAGAAAUGGUACGUUACCUUUUGGAAUGGAUGGAAGAAGACUUAGAAGAUGAGGAUGACACAGCCAGUACAUCAAAACCAGAAUUCUGUCAUCCACUAUGCCAGUGCUCAAAAUGUGGGCCAGCACAAAAGAAAUUUGCAAGGAUCUCUGCUAAUGGACUUGGAGUAAAUGUUUCAAACCAAGACGGUUUUACACCAUUGCAUAUGGCUGCUCUGCAUGGACACUCUGAACUUGUCUGUCUCUUGUUGAAACAUGGAGCCAGUGUCAGUGCCAGGAAUGCAAAACAUGCAGUUCCUCUUCAUCUAGCAUGCCAGAAAGGUCACUUCCAGGUGGUAAAGUGUCUGAUGGAUUACAAUGCUAAACAAAAUAAAAAAGAUAUAUAUGGAAAUACUCCUUUAAUUUAUGCAUGUUUGAAUGGUCAGUAUGAGACUACGGCCUUGUUGUUACAGCAUGGAGCUUCUGUUAACCUUUCUAAUGCCAAAGGAAAUACAGCACUGCACGAGGCUGUGAUAGGAAGGAAUGAAGCCCUGGUGGACUUGCUGCUUCAGAACGGCGCAAAGACACACAUACGGAACGAGAGGAACUGCACCCCUGCAGACUGCGCUGAGCCGAAUUCAAGUAUCAUUAAGCUGCUGGAAACAGCACCAAGCUAUUUACCUGCAUCAGCAGAGAGAGAAAAGGAGUGUGAGCAGCAUGCUACUAUCAAGAUAAGAAAAAAAGUGAAUUCUAAGCCAUGUGAGAAAGCCGAUGAUCCUGUAAGCAGACAACUUCAACUGGUCCAAUCAAUUAACAGAUUUAACAAAGCAAAACAUUUACGGAGAACAAUAACAAGAGAUAAAAGUGUCCCUAAUUUUGACUAUCAGUUAUUGCAUCAGUUAGCCAUUAAAAGCUUUGAUAAGACCAAGUUAAAAUGUGUUGAAACGCUGGACCAGAGUGAAGUUAAGAUUAUUGACACAGGAUGCAGUGAUGAGUUUGCAAAACAUGAUGACAUAGAAGUUCCUCACAGGAGUAAGUUAAUGCACCGAAGACAUACUGUUAAUGUGCCACUUUCAGCAGAGAAUGUCAGUGAUAAUAGUUUAUCCAGCCCUAGAAACUCAAGUAUUUCACAAUCGAGAGACUGCUGUGAUGACUUGCUUUCAAAACAUUGA